ACAUAACUAACAAAGGGUAGAAUGGGGUACAUUGGCGGGUGUCUUCGUAGAUCACAAAUUAAUAAACAGAGAAUUGUUCUGUUUCCCUUUUCAUAUUAGAAGAAGAUAUGUUGUGGAACAUCAAGGGAAUUUAACGCGCUCUCGGAUUCAACGAUAUUCUACGGUAUUUUACGAACAGGGAAUUGAACGGUGUUAAUUUUUGUUUCCCUGUUAUACAAGAUCAAAAUGAUCGGGAAAUUCGCCUCCGUUUUCUUUUGGACCGUUCCAUUAAUAACGAUGGCUAUCUCCUACGGAGACUACGAUGAACAGUUGAGAGAUUAUUACGAUAAUCUGUACCAAAGAUCGUCUGUUAAAGAGCAAGAAAGUGAAGGCAAAUCUUCAGAAAUACUGAAGCUUACCAUGCCUGGCGUUCAUCCAACGAAGCAUGAUACCUACCUAUGUACUGCUGUGGAUCUCAGGAACAAGAAAACAUACAUAGCUGGAUUUAAACCUCAUGCUGAAAUGCACACAGCACAUCAUAUGUUAUUGUUUGGAUGUCCAACACCAGGACAAAAUGCUUUAGCAAGUGAAGGAAAAUAUUGGAACUGCGGUGAUAUGGGAUCUGGUGUAUGUCGUGGUGCUGGGGAGAGAAUAUUGUAUGCUUGGGGAAGAAAUGCUCCUGUAUUGAAGCUGCCAAAGGAUGUUGCCUUUGAAGUGGGUGGCAAAGUUGGUGUCAAUUAUCUUGUACUUCAAGUUCACUAUGGAAAAGUGGACAACUUUGUGGCAAAUACUUCUCUAAAAGACUACUCAGGAGUGGAUCUUCAAACUACAAGAGUGCAGCCGCAGUACAAGGCUGGCAUCAAGAUCCUGGCUGUUAGUUGGUCACUUGUUCCACCUAAAAAACAAGCCUGGCAUUUAGACACUGGAUGUGGUUACCGCUCUGGACCAGUCUUACACCCUUUUGCCUUCAGAGUCCACGCCCAUUCUCUUGGUAGUGUUAUUACUGGCUACAGAAUACGUGAUGGGAAAUGGACUCUCAUAGGGAAAGGGGAUCCACAGCGGCCACAGGCAUUUUACCCAGUGGAUAAAGAUAUGGAGAUAAGAAGCGGGGAUUCUAUGGCUGCCCGAUGCACUUACAAUUCCAUGCAGAGAGACCAAGUAACGGAUAUCGGAGCAACUAUGAAUGACGAAAUGUGUAAUUUUUACAUGAUGUACUGGUAUGACCCGAAAUUGAGUGACUUUGGAGGUGCCAGUAUCGAAGACGCUUGUCAGUUUCUUGACGAGGGACAGCUUGACUUGCCCUCAGAUUCUGAUGUCCCAUUACCGGGCAGUGGACCAAAAAUGGAGAUGAAAAGAAACCUUGGCGAAAGCCAGCUUUGAUGAAAGUGAUCAGCAUUAAAAGGCGCGAUCUGAUGAAAGAACUGGAUGAAAAAUGUUUUGAAAGAAGAUAUUAAUAAACGAUGUUAUUUAAAAAACUAAUUAACGAGAAUUUAACAAUUUUAACUUGAACGCCUAUGAUUUUAAAGAUUAAUGUAACCGACAAUAUAUUUUUGCACCCAGUGCUGUGUAUUUAUUUUAAACCCAUUGGAUUAUGAAUUAUGUUUAUAACUAAUUUUAAUCAUCAGUGUUAAAACACUGAUGGCUUGUUAUAACUUCUAUUGAAGUUAGAUUGCACCACAAUUAAGAAUAAACGUACUGUUUCGUGCAUGAUCA
Stylophora pistillata is the source of this 1692-nucleotide messenger RNA. RefSeq names its product peptidyl-glycine alpha-amidating monooxygenase A. Gene Ontology annotation, cellular component: membrane; extracellular region. Gene Ontology annotation, molecular function: copper ion binding; oxidoreductase activity, acting on paired donors, with incorporation or reduction of molecular oxygen, reduced ascorbate as one donor, and incorporation of one atom of oxygen; protein binding. The record is from RefSeq and is a predicted model, not a curated record. Gene Ontology annotation, biological process: peptide metabolic process. Lineage: Eukaryota; Metazoa; Cnidaria; Anthozoa; Scleractinia; Pocilloporidae.